Monopterus albus (swamp eel) is the source of this 4662-nucleotide messenger RNA. RefSeq names its product solute carrier family 8 member 1a (gene slc8a1a). Gene Ontology annotation, cellular component: axon; sarcolemma; postsynapse. The transcript is spliced from 10 exons. Gene Ontology annotation, molecular function: calcium:sodium antiporter activity. Lineage: Eukaryota; Metazoa; Chordata; Actinopteri; Synbranchiformes; Synbranchidae. Bases 531 to 3404 code for a protein of 957 amino acids. Gene Ontology annotation, biological process: calcium ion import across plasma membrane; cell communication; sodium ion transmembrane transport. The record is from RefSeq and is a predicted model, not a curated record.
GAGAGUGGGUCUUUAUUGCUAUAUUUAACAGUGAAAAGGACAAAGUCAAUAGGUUAACGAGGUCCAAACCAGGGUUGAGUAAGGGAGACUGAGAAGACCAGGAUGACAGUCAAUCUCAUCGUGUCAGUGUCAAUGAUCUGGUGAGGACGCAUUAAAUAGGCUCCACUUAAUCAGCGGGAAUGAACCUCCGCUGUGCACCACAGCCAGCGAGCUGCUGAUUGAGGUGAUGCACCUCAGCUGUGUUGCUGAGCCUGCAGGAUGAGAGAAUAGGAGAGAGAAAGGGGAAGGGAGGCAGGUCACACCGAGCAGACCCGACAAAAUGUCACAUUACAGAAACUUUAUAUUUAAACUUGAUGAAUGAUGAACAGGAUUUACUUUGUUCAGCUUAACGACUGAAGAACGAAUCAGAAUAACUGUCGUGAAAAUAUUGUUAAAAACCGUAGAAAGUAGUGUGAAGAGCAUCUUUUAACAUCACUUCCUGUGUGAGCCUACACAGCAGUUACAUGUUUAUGGUUUAAGGGAGUGACACCAUGAGCCGAGCCAGGACCUCGUCGCUAUUCUCCACCUGCCGGCUGUUUUUCUUGUUGGCCAUCAUCUCAGCUGAGCUUCCAUGUUCAGCAGCAGGGGGCGCUACUCUGGCCAACAGCACACUCAGCAACCACAGUAAAUGUGGCGGGAGUACCAACUGCAUAGCAGUAUGGAAGCCGGACAACCCAGCCUUCACUGAACUCCUUGCCAGGGCCACCAUUUACUUUGUGGGGUUGGCGUACAUGUUCCUGGGUGUCUCCAUCAUCGCUGACCGCUUCAUGGCUUCCAUCGAGGUCAUCACCUCCCAAGAGAGACAGAUCACCAUCAAGAAACCAAACGGUGAGAAGAUCACAACAACGGUGCGCAUCUGGAACGAGACGGUGUCCAACCUGACCCUGAUGGCGUUGGGUUCCUCCGCCCCAGAAAUCCUCCUGUCGGUUGUUGAGGUUUGCGGUCACAACUUUAAUGCUGGAGAGCUGGGCCCCAAUACCAUCGUAGGAAGUGCCGCCUUCAACAUGUUUGUCAUCAUUGGACUUUGUGUGUCCGUCAUCCCUGAAGGCCAGACCAGAAAGGUGAAGCACCUGCGGGUGUUCUUCGUCACCGCCACCUGGAGCGUCUUUGCGUACACCUGGCUUUAUCUGAUCCUGGCCGUCUUCUCUCCAGGUGUUGUUGAGAUUUGGGAGGGGCUUCUCACACUCUUCUUCUUCCCCAUUUGUGUUGUGUUUGCAUACGUGGCCGACCGCAGACUUCUCUUCUACAAAUACAUGUAUAAACGAUACAGACCAGGGAAACAGAAAGGGAUGAUCAUCGAAACCGAGGGAGAACCAGAGCUUUCCUCCAAGGUCAACGUUGAAAUGGAUGGCAAAAUGCUCAACUACCACACAGAGGAGUUCACGGAUGGAGAGACGGGCUUUGAUAUGAAGGAGCUGGACGAGGAGGAGGCCCGCAGAGAGGUGGCCCGGAUCCUGAAGGAGCUGAAACAGAAGCACCCAGAGAAGGAGAUGGAGCAGUUGAUGGAGCUGGCUAAUUAUCAAGUUUUGACCCAGCAGCAAAAGAGUCGGGCUUUCUACCGCUGUCAGGCGACCAGGAUCAUGACAGGAGCUGGCAACAUCCUAAAGAAGCACGCUGCUGACCAAGCCAAGAGAGCCGCCCACCACGACAUCUGCUCGGAGGUGUCAGCGAGCCCAUUUUCCUCCAAGGUGCUCUUCGACCCCGGGACCUACCAGUGUCUGGAAAACUGCGGGAGUGUAGCACUGAACGUGGUGCGUCGUGGUGGAGACCUAAUGAGCACAAUUUCAGUGGAUUACCGGACUGAAGACGGCACUGCGAACGCCGGCUCGGACUACCAGUUCACUGAAGGAACUAUUGUGUUCGAACCAGGCGAGACUGAAAAGGAAAUCCGCAUCGACAUUAUUGAUGAUGAUAUCUUUGAGGAAGACGAGCAUUUCCUGGUUCACUUGAGCAAUGUGAGGGUCAUAUCAGAAAGUGCUGGCUCACAGAUGCAUGAAGAAAACUGCACAGACCCUCUGGCAAGCUUAGGUCUACCGUGCACAGCCACUGUCACCAUUUUCGAUGACGACCAUGCAGGGAUCUUUACAUUUGAGGAACCGGUGGUGACCGUGAGUGAGAGCAUCGGAGUGAUGGAAGUGAAGGUGAUCCGGACCUCGGGAGCUCGCGGUGUUGUGGUGGUGCCAUACAAAACCAUAGAGGGGACAGCAAAAGGAGGCGGGGAGGACUUUGAGGACACACAUGGAGUCCUGGAGUUUGAGAACGAUGAGAUCUUCAAAACUAUUCAGAUCGGUAUAAUCGUUGAUGAAGAAUAUGAGAAAAACAAGAACUUCUUCCUAGAGAUCGGAGCACCUGAGCUGCUGGAGAUGAGUGAGAGGAAAGCCGUGUUGCUUCAGGAAGUCGGUGGAUUUGUCAAGACAAGUAGAGACAUCUACAGGAAGGUCCAGGGACGGGACCGCCUCGCCCCCUCCACCAUCAUCAGCAUCACAGAGGAGGAAGGUGAGGAGGCUUUGACCAAGAAGGAGGAGGAGGAGAGGCGGAUUGCGGAGAUGGGCAGGCCGAUGCUGGGUGAACAUGUCAGACUAGAGGUCAUCGUCGAGGAGUCGUAUGAGUUCAAGAGCACAGUAGAUAAGCUCAUCAAGAAGACCAACCUGGCUCUGGUGAUCGGGACAAACAGCUGGAGAGAGCAGUUCAUGGAAGCCAUCACCGUCAGCUCUGGUGAUGAUGAUAACGAUGAAUGUGAUGAGGAGAAGCUUCCUUCCUGUUUUGACUAUGUCAUGCACUUCCUCACCAUCUUCUGGAAGCUUCUAUUUGCCUUUGUUCCUCCCACCGACUACUGGAAUGGCUGGGCCUGCUUUGUCGUGUCCAUCGUUGUCAUCGGCCUCCUGACGGCAGUGAUCGGUGACCUGGCGUCGCAUUUUGGUUGCACUGUCGGCCUCAAAGACUCCGUCACUGCUGUGGUGUUUGUAGCUCUGGGCACCUCUGUUCCAGACACAUUUGCCAGUAAAGUGGCAGCCACCCAGGACCAGUACGCCGAUGCCUCCAUCGGAAAUGUGACGGGAAGUAACGCCGUUAACAUCUUCCUGGGUAUCGGUAUAGCCUGGUCCAUCGCUGCCAUCUACCACUACUCCAAGGGCCAGGAUUUCAGGGUCGACCCGGGCACGCUGGCUUUCUCUGUCACACUCUUCACCAUCUUUGCCUUCAUCUGUAUCGCUGUCCUCAUCUACCGGCGCCGGCCUGAGAUUGGUGGGGAGCUCGGCGGACCCCGAGUUCCCAAAAUCCUCACUACCUGUUUGUUCUUCAGCCUGUGGCUGAUGUACAUCGUCUUUUCCUCGUUGGAGGCUUACUGCCAUGUAAAGGGCUUCUAGGACUUCUGAUGGGUUCCCGAAGGUUUGAACAGAUGAAUAGAUUUUCUGAUGGAUAUAUCUGUAUGUUCUUUAAAGCUAUAGAAUACAUCACUAAUGGGUUUCUAAAGAUCCCAAAGGUUCCUGAAAUAUUCUGUGGGUUCUUGAUGCAUCUGUAAGGGUGUCACUAAGUUCCUGACAUUUUCCCAGGGAUUUGGUUUCUGGUAUUUUCCUGGAUGUUCUGACAGGUUCCAUUCAUUUCUCUUAUUUGUCUGAAAUUUUGGAUGCAUGUCUAAUGGUUCUAUAAGCUUCAUGGAUUUUUAAAUGUCCUAACUGUUUCCACCAUUUGUCUAAAGUUUUGGAUAAAUGUCUAAUAGUUCUAGUGGGUUCUGCUUGAUUCUUGCAUAUCUUGCCAGGUUUCUAUGUCUCUUAUUAGUUGACAGAUUCUUCAGGGUUCUGAUGGACAUGUACCAGUUGUCUGAAUGUCCUGACAAAACAUUUUGACCACUAUCUGUUCUAUCUGUGAUGUUUUUUAAACAUCUAAUGGGUUCAAAACAUCUUUCACAGGCCCCUGAAGGUCAUAAAGGUUCCUGGAGGAUUUUUGACAGUCUUGGUGGAUUUCAAAAAAUCCCCUCAGAACUUCUGAACCUUUCUGACUUAUUCUGGUGUCCAUAUUGGACUGCUUGCUGGCUGUUGAGUGCUGGUGACCUCCAAGACUCCACCACCUUCAUCCUCCCGUGCCUCCCAGACAUUUGAAGAUAUCAAGCUAUGUCAUCAAUCCUUCUCCUGUACCUUUAAACAAUGUAUACCAAAACAUUUUAAUGUUGACGUGCAUGGACUUUGAACCACAACCACAGUAGUGACCACGAACAGCCGUGGUGAUGGAGGCAGCUUGUGCUGUAGGCUUCUGACUACCUUCAGGACUUUAGAUGUCAAAGGUGACUGCAGCAGUAGUGUUGCACCUACACGAAUACGUAUCUGCACUGAGUGUGAAACAUAGUUCAUUUUAAAAGCUGAGCAAGUUUGGUGUCGAGGUCUCAAGGUGCUGUACAGGACCGGGAAAUGUGCACUCUGUUGCGGCAGUGACUUCAGACAUCAUCACGUGUGCGUUUGUGUAUGAAUACGUAACCUCAAACCAUGCUGAGAAGCAGAGAUAAUUCAUGAUGUUCUUUGAGGUGGCUGGCUGUUUGGAAAGCAAAUGGACAGAGUGAAGACAAACGCUGCUGCUUAUGAUCUGAUGACAGAAGGCAGUGACUGUCCUUCAAGUAUUAAAGUACAGUGA